Theobroma umbraticum is the source of this 656-nucleotide messenger RNA. RefSeq names its product protein PLANT CADMIUM RESISTANCE 11-like. Lineage: Eukaryota; Viridiplantae; Streptophyta; Magnoliopsida; Malvales; Malvaceae. The record is from RefSeq and is a predicted model, not a curated record.
AUGUAUACUCCUAGUUCCAUGGAGUUUGGAAAAGAGUCACCAUUUCCGAUACCUUCAGCGCCUCCAUAUCCACCAUCGCCUCCGCUAGCGUCCCUUCCUUCUCACGUGGAGCAUUCAACGGUUACAACCACUGGUAUACCGUUGAACAAAACUAAGCCAUCGAAUCCUCCAACUGCUCCUAAUCCAGAUUCUCAUUCUCCAGUGGCGUGGUCCACUGGCCUUUGUGAUUGUUGCGACGAUUGUAACAGUUGUUGCUUGACUUGUUGGUGUCCAUGUGUAACAUUUGGUCGGAUUGCAGAAAUGGCUGACAGAGGAUCUACCUCAUGUGGAGUGAGCGGAGCACUUUACAUGUUGAUACUGUGCGUGACGGGUUGUUCCUGCUUGUACUCAUGCUUCUAUCGAUCCAAGUUGAGAGGGCAAUAUUUCUUGAAGGAGAGCCCUUGCACCGAUUGCUGUAUCCAUUGCUGCUGUGAAGAAUGUGCACUGUGCCAAGAGUACAGAGAGCUCAAAAACCACGGUUUCGACAUGUCUAUAGGGUGGCAUGGAAACAUGGAAAGGAAGAAACGAAUGGCUGCAUUGCCUCCAUCAAUAGAAGUCGGCAUGUUUCGAUCGACCUAAUAACUAAUGAAGGAUUUGAUGUAAUUUUAGUUAUUUUU